ACAGGACACAAGCGAGGACUGUGUCCGCGGUCUGAACGCUGUCCGCGUGCGCUUUGCCGGCUGGCUGCGCGUGGAGGGCCACCUGGCCUCCCGGAACCUCCCCGCUCCAGCCUUGGUGUGCCGGUUUCACAGGUCCCGGAGUCCUCUCCUCAAACCCGUCCAAAGUCCGAGCCCCGCGGCCACUCCUCUCUUAGCUAAGCCGAGCGGUUUAGACGAGCCUCAGUUCCUGAAGAUGAGAGAGUCCAGGAGGGCCCUCGCUGUCAGGUGCAGGAGUCGGGCCGGGGGCAGAACCGGCAGUUUUCUUCCCUAAGGCCGGGUGGGGUGGGCGCGAACUGAGCGCCCUCCCUCGGUCAGCCGAAGCGCGCGGCCCGGCCUCUCCAGCAAGGUCCUGCGCACCGGGCGCGUCCGACCCGGCCAGGCCGCGGGGUCCCCGGCAGGGGGCGGCCUCGCUCCGCGCGGCCCGCUCCUCCCGCAGCCGCCGCCGCCGCCGCCGCCCCGGCUGCCGCUCCUCCCCCAGCCCCGCCUCCCUGGCCCCCGCGCCGCCCGCUCGUCCGCCUGUCUCUGCAAGGCCAUCGGUCCGUCCGCCCGCCCUCCCGGCGCUCCUCCGCCCCGGCCCCGCUAACCCUGGCCGCGCGUGUCGCUUCCUCCGUUCCGGUCGCCGCAAGCCGGUUCCCCGCCCCCGGGCCGGCCGCCACCGCUACGCGAGGCCGGGGAUUGGCAGCGCGCGUAGGCCGCGCCGCCGCUGAUGGAGCCGGAAUAAAGGGGCGGCCGAGAGAGCAGCUGGUCGCCGCUCGCCCCGCGCCUGGCCCCGCAGGCGGCCUGGAGCAGAACCGCUCACUGGGGAAGGCAGAGUUUCCCUGGCAUUGUUGGGACCCUGCCCUGAAGCACCCUCUGCCCUGUAGACGCAGCCUUGUAUUCUGUCUUCUCAAUUGAUGUCUAGGGCCGUCUGACCAGUCUUCUUCAGUGCCUUGUCUGAGGUCCUUGUCUGUCCCUGAGAUUGGGCAAUUUCUCUCUCUGAGUUUGGUCACCUUAAGCGGGAAACUGAAGCCAUUAAUCUCCAAACCCUGUUUCCAUCUUCCCAAGCAUGUCGGAAAGCUGGCAGCAGCCACCCCAGACACAGCCGCAGCAGCCGCAAGCCGCCCAACCUCAGCACCAUGCAGAGCCCCCACCGGCCCUGGCGGAGCAUGCGCUGCCCCCAGGUACAGCGGAGAACCCCCUGGGCUGUGCGGUCUAUGGCAUCCUCCUGCAGCCAGAUACGGGCCUGCAACCCCCACAACAUGCACCCUUGCAGGCAGCGGGGGAGCCAGGACCCAAAUGCGGUGUGUGUGGUCAUGACCUGGCCCACCUGUCUAGCCCGCAUGAACACCAGUGCCUGGCGGGCCACGACCGCUCAUUCCAGUGCACUCAGUGUCUCAAGAUCUUCCACCAGGCCACUGACCUGCUGGAGCACCAGUGCGUGCAGGCCGAGCAGAAGCCUUUCGUCUGCGGAGUAUGCAAGAUGGGCUUUUCCCUGCUCACCUCGCUGGCGCAGCACCACAGCGCACACAGUGGCCUCGUGAAGUGCUCUAUCUGUGAGAAGACCUACAAGCCAGCGGAGGCAGCAGAACCCGCCACCCCUGCUGCCCCAUCACUUCCGCCGGCCGCCCCGCCUCCUGCCGUCGCCCCUGCGGAACAGGCUGAUAAGCCCUACAGCUGCCCCAUCUGCCAGAAGCCCUUCAAGCACCUGUCAGAGCUCUCCCGGCACGAGCGGAUCCACACAGGUGAGAAGCCGUACAAGUGCACGCUGUGCGACAAGAGCUUCAGCCAGUCCCACCUGGUGCACCACAAGCGCACGCACAGCUCCGAGCGGCCCUACAAGUGCGCCGUGUGCGAGAAGACCUUCAAGCACCGCUCCCACCUGGUGCGCCACAUGUACGCGCACUCCGGCGAGCACCACAUGUUCCGCUGCAAUGUGUGCGAGUUGCACUUCAAGGAGUCCUCGGAGCUGCUGCAGCACCCCUGCACUCCAAGUGGCGAGCGGCCCUUCCGCUGCGGGGAGUGCCAGAAGGCCUUCAAGCGGCCCUCGGACCUGAGGCAGCAUGAGCGCACGCAUAGCGCCGAGCGCCCCUUCAAGUGCGACCUGUGCCCCAUGGGCUUCAAGCAGCAGUACGCGCUGAUGCGGCACCGGCGCACGCACAAGACCGAGGAGCCCUUCAAGUGCGGCCUUUGCGAGAAGGGCUUCGGGCAGCCCAGCCACCUGCUCUACCACCAGCACGUGCAUACCCUCGAGACUCUCUUCAAGUGCCCCAUGUGCCAGAAGGGCUUCGACCAGUCGGCCGAGCUGCUCCGGCACAAGUGCCUGCCAGGUGCAGCCGAGAGGCCCUUCAAGUGCCCUGUGUGCAACAAGGCCUACAAGCGGGCAUCGGCCCUGCAGAAGCACCAGCUGGCGCACUGCGCCGCAGCAGAGAAGCCCCUGCGCUGCACCCUGUGUGAGCGCCGCUUCUUCUCCUCCUCGGAGUUUGUGCAGCACCGCUGCGACCCAGCCAGAGAGAAACCGCUCAAGUGCCCAGACUGUGAGAAGCGCUUCAAAUACGCGUCAGACCUGCAGCGGCACCGGCGGGUGCACACGGGCGAGAAGCCCUACAAGUGCCCCAACUGCGACAAGGCCUUCAAGCAGCGUGAGCAUCUCAACAAGCACCAGGGUGUCCACGCUCGCGAGCAGCAGUUCAAGUGCGUGUGGUGUGGCGAGCGCUUCCUGGACGUGGCCCUAUUGCAGGAGCACAGUGCACAGCACAGUGCCGCAGCUGCAGCUGCGGAGGGCGCCUACCAGGUGGCCGCCUGCCUACCCUGAGGUCAGGCGAUGGCUCCUAGGGCCCAGCCCAGCCUCGCCUCCUUAUAGCUGCAUCCCACCAACCCCCCACCCAGCUCCAUAUUCUUAGGCUCCUGGAGUGAGGACAAAAGGUACUGGGCAAGUGGAGGGUGAGUGUACCCAGCACUCCUGUCACUAGCCUGGCCCUGGGGAGCCAGAUUGCUGUGGCCAGUCCUGAUUCCAUAAACCUCUUUCCUAUUGCAGGGUUCACUUUUGGAAGGCAGCAGUUUCCUCAGCUCUGGGGGACUGAAAUUCCACUGGCAGGCACUUCUGCCCCAGGGAUGGGGUCUACCAACUCAACCUUUCCAACUCUUUCAGGCUACUUAGAAACCGCAUGGGUCAGGAAGGAGGAUGGUUAUGGUAGGUCCUGGACCCCAGAGGCGGGCUGGGUAUAAGGCAUCCCCCUCAAAUUGCUGUUUGUGACCUACUUAUGGGGAUCAUGAUAGACUGUAAGCCAUAGCCCUCUGUCUGCCCCAGACAGGGGUGAUGUGUCCCUCGGGUUUCUGACAGUCAGGUUGUAAAGGAUAGGGGUCUGCCUGGAAAGCAAUGGGCAAUGGACCUGGCCAGGAAGGGGGAAGUAGUGCCGUCCCUGGGAAAAGCAGAAGCAACCUGCUUGUGUGAAGGGCUAAUCCUGUGGCUUUGAAAGCCCCCUCCCGCCUUGCAGCGUGGUUCCUAAUUGUGGUAGGGAGUGCAUGCUCAGCCAGAUGGAACUGCUGAUGGGGAAGGGGAAUGUAGGGCGAAGGGGGAUUGUAGGAGGAAGUAGGGCGAAGUUUGUGACCCCCUAGCAGAUGCAAACAAGUGUCCUCUUCUCGAAUUGUGAGAACCAAAUGUUCAGGGCUCAGGGGCAAAGCCCCAGUCUGCUUGCCCCAGCCUGCCUCAGGCCAAGACCAGGUCUGGGUGCCUGGGGUGGACCUCUGUCUCCACAGUGCCCUCCUAGUCCAUGGGAAUACCCACCCCUCCAUCAUCUUGGCUACCGGCCUGAACCCUAGGGAUUUUGUGUUGUCAGAGUGCCCUGGAUAAUAUCCAGCUACUUAGAAAACUAUAGUAUUCUCCUUUGGGUCCCAGGUCUCUGGCUGCCCCAGGGCUCUUAGAGCAGCAAGCGCCAGGGCAUAGGGAGCAGGAGGAACCAGUGGGUUCAGGAACCCAGCAGGCAGUGUGCCUGGCAGGAGGAUGGGUCAGCCAAGGUUGCUGGUGGCCAGGGCCUGCUCAGGGGCCCAGAGGCCCUUUGUUACCAAAAUAACCAUUUUGAACCCAGAUUUGCCCCCUGCCCUCUUCCAGCCCCACCUCUCUCUGGUUGUGGGUCUUGAAAGAAGCUCAGUGCACACACCAAGGACCCGAGGCACAGGAAGAUACACCUUGCCUCUCUUACCUUCAGAAGUCUGAACAGCCACAUCUGCCUCCUCUGUCUGACUGGGUUCCCUCCUGUGCCUGCAGAGGGGCUGGUCCUUCCCCUCGGUGCUGGCUCUCGGUCACAAUGCCUCAAAAGACCAGAACCCAGGCUUACAACAGUCCCCAACUGCUAUUUUUUUCUUUCAUUUUGCUUUCUGAAAGCAGUUUGUUAAUACUAUUCAUAGCAUUGUAUAGUUUAAUUUCAUGUCAUUUUGAAUCUUAUAUAUAAAUGUGAAAAUUUGGAUUUUAAAAGGAUGACUCCAUUUUAGGUAGCCACUUUUGAUGUAAUAUAUAGUGAAUCCAAUGUAUGCUUUAGAAGUAAAGACAUUGACUGUCACAGACCAAAGCUCUGCUUGUUCUGGUCAUUUUUCCACAGGGAAAUGAUGGGACACGGAGAGGCAGAGAGAGGUAUGAGGGCCAGAGUGUCAGGUUGAACUCUGGGACACAGGGCUGGAUUUGAAUCCUGAGCUUUGAAUGUUCUGACUGUGUAGCCUUGGGCAAGUCACUUAACCUCUCUGGGACUAAGUCACCUGUCUAUUAAAAAAAAAAAAAAAUAGGUUAACCUUUGCCUUGCUUGACUGUUAUAAAAAUGAAAUGGAAUCUCAGUGAGGCCCUGGUGGGUAAGCUAUGAAGAUGCUGACAGUACAAAGUACAGGACACCUGAGUCCCUGGGAAAUGGACCUGUCCCUCUUUGACCUCGGAUUAUAACUGUAACCCUGGAGGAGGGAGCUGGACCAUGAGGGACCAGCAACUCAUGGAAGACCAGAAGCUAGGGACUGGACCUGGUAAGCGAGAGAGCUUGCUCAGCCCCUCCUCGGAGCAGCAGACCCAGCCAGCCAGGCCCAUCCCAGAGGGCCUGACCUCACCCACAGCCAUUCACCUUGAACCACAGUGCUCCCUCUGCGUGCCCAGCCCAGCGACCUUCUACCUCUGGUCACUGACGCCUGGGACUCUGGCUCCAGCUGACCAGGAAGCUGGGAACAAUGGCCAGGACUGGCCAAGGCAGCAGGACAGCUCUUUACCAGUAGGCCCUGGGGUGGACAGCCCAUCAGCCCACUCAGCUCCCUGAGGGAUCGAAGUUACUAUGCUCCAUCUUCCCAUCUGUGCAGAGGCAGCUCCUCCAUAAACAGCCUGUGCCUCUGGGCACUGUCAUGGAGGAUCAUUUCUUGGUCUCCAGUCCCAUCCUGGCCCCACAGCCUUGCCCCCUCUGUCUUCCUUCAGAGCAGGCCUCAGGUGGGUCCUUGAGCUGCUCAGGCCACAGAAAUUCACCUAAGAUCCCCUGGUCAGACUGGUGACAAGCUCCACAUUCAAUCCUUAAGUAAGUGGUUUCUUUGUUCCUUAAAGUUCACGCCUCCAGGAAGAGCCUUGGUUACUAUUGAUUUUCUCAAACCUACAAAAAUUCCAGCCAGAAUAUCCUGUAAAGAAGGUGGGGGAAGGAGAAGGGAGCUGUGGAGUCCCCAUCUUCACUACAUGUGUCUCCAUUCUCAUCCUGGGUCUGCAUUCCUACCUUUGUUCAUCCACAAGCAUUACUGAGCACCUGCUGUUUGCCAGGGGGUGCAACAGGGCACUAAGCAGGAACUUCAGAUGAGAGGGUUUGGAGUUUUCAUGAAUCAAAAAGUAGGGUCAAAAAUGUCAAAACUGCUGGGGGCUGUGGCAUGUGCCUGUAAUCCUAGUGGCUCGGGAGGCCGAGGCAGCAGGAUCUUGAGCUCGAAGUCAGCCUCAGUAACUCAGCAAGGCCCUAAGCAACUUGUGAGACACUGUCUCAAAAAUUUAAAAGAGGCUGGGAAUGUGGCUCAGUGGUUAAGUGCCCCUGGGUUCAGUCUCCAGUACCCCCCCAAAAAAAGUCAAGACUGCUGAUACAUAGUACAAAAUAUGAUGUGCAGAGGUCCCCCAACCCUCAUCCCAUCUUACCCUCAGCUGGAGUCCUUAUCCUGUUCCUAAACCUGUCCCAGUGCCAGCCCCAGGCCCUGGGUUGUGAUGUGUGUUGUAAGUGUUGUUUUGUAUUAAACACUACUAUUACUUUAUGGUAGUUAUCGCAUUUA
This is a messenger RNA of Sciurus carolinensis (gray squirrel), 6279 nucleotides long. It is a transcript of the gene Znf319, whose product is annotated as zinc finger protein 319. The record is from RefSeq and is a predicted model, not a curated record. Gene Ontology annotation, molecular function: DNA-binding transcription factor activity, RNA polymerase II-specific; RNA polymerase II cis-regulatory region sequence-specific DNA binding. Gene Ontology annotation, biological process: regulation of DNA-templated transcription. NCBI's taxonomy places the organism in Eukaryota, Metazoa, Chordata, Mammalia, Rodentia, Sciuridae.